AGCUGUGAUGGAGAAAGUGGCUUUUUGGUGACUACAGAGUGUUCUCAGUUGGAAACAUCCAUCAGCCCAGAUCGGUCGUUUGGUCUGUUGCUGGAUGGAAUCUGUGACAGUUUCUUCUGUGGAACCUUUAAACAAGUCCACUCUCUUGAUUUUUAAUUGUGUGGAUGAAUAUGUGUCACAAGUAAUCUGCCUAUUUGCUGAUUUGUGCAAUUUGCAUUAAGUAACAAAGUCAAGAUUGGGAGACGAGGGAGAUAUUUCCCACAUUGCUGCUGUACACCUAGGAAAAUUGUAAAGAUGCACUGGCGAAUUCUUAUAAUGGUGUGGCGUCGAAAGCUCUACGUGAUGGGAUGCGUCACGGUGCUGGUAGUGGCUGCUUGGGGUUGGGCAACAUUUUCACUAAUUGGCACCCCUACAGCUACAGACAACGGUGUAAAGGGACUUGAGGGAUCUCAGACGGAGAGCCAGGGUCUAUGGCACCGCCUCACAAUCUUCAGACGUGAUCCAAAGCCUCCAACAAACUCUGGUGUAAAAUUUGUGAAACCCACCGGGAACAUACCGCCUAAACCUCAAUCUGAGUCGAUCAUGAGCAAACUAGACAAUCUGUUCUCCAGCAAAUAUGUAGAGAAGCUGCGAAGCCUUAAAGUGCCAGACAGAGAGGAUAUUGGUUGGCGGAGGAAGGCCAUUGAGCAGAGAGCACUGGAGGACAAACAAAUGUACUAUGAUCAUGAACUUCAGCGCAUGGGUGUGCCUGUUAUCAAAGGAAUCGGACCAGAUUCUGGUCUUUCACCACCCAAAGAACGUCUAGUCCAUCUUGAUCUCAAAGGUGCUCCUCCCAAAAUCCAAUACCUUAAGCGUCUCAUCCCGAUACUCAAGUCAUUGGGAGCUACAGGAAUCCUUCUUGAGUAUGAAGAUAUGUUUCCUUACUCGGGUCAGAUAGCUAACAUUGCUGCUCGUAAUGCAUACGCUCGCAAUCGCUUAACAGACUUUCUACAAACUGUCAAGGCAGUCGGAUUAACUGUAAUGCCUCUAGUCCAAACCUUUGGUCACAUGGAAUUUGUGCUGAAAUUAAGAGAGUUCCAGGACAUGAGAGAGAAGCCGGAAUCUCCACAGGCUCUCUGUCCUAGCUUCAACAAAUCCUUAUUGUUUGUUGAAGAAAUGCUGUCGCAAGUCAUAAACUUUCAUAUGAAAAUAGAUGAAUCCGCCACUUUAGACGAGGAUGGAGGAACGGCAUCGCUAAGGCCACAUUUUCGAGCCAUUCACAUAGGAUGUGAUGAGGUUUAUCGAAUGGGGGAGUGUCCAAGAUGUAGAGAUAAAUCUAGGCAUGAGCUCUUCUUAUCUCACGUCUCUGCUGUGGCGACACGAAUAAAAUCUCGCUGGCCAGGCCUAGAUAUAGUCAUCUGGGACGACAUGAUGCGACAGAUUCAGGUGCUGGAUAUUCAAGACUUUAAGCUGGGCGAUUUGGUACAGCCGAUGAUUUGGGUGUAUGCUGAGGAUGUCUAUCGAUUUGUCUCACCACAGACUUUCGAUAAGUACUCAAUGGUUUUCCCAACUGCUUGGGCCGCGUCUGCCUUCAAGGGAGCCCAUGGGGAAACUCUUUUGUUACCACCAUCGCGUCGUCAUCUAGAAAACACUCUCAAAUGGUUAACGGUGAUUCAGAGCGAGAAUUCUCGUUUUAAAGGAGGAAUUCAAGGUCUCGCCCUUACCGGUUGGCAGCGUUAUGAUCAUUUUGCCGUCCUCUGCGAACUUCUGCCCGCAGCCUUACCAAGUCUAGCUGUAAGUCUAGCCAGCGCUUCUAUAGGCUACCUCGAUGUGAACGGGCACAAAAAUGCCAUCCUCAGUGCCCUAUCAUGUCCAGAAAAAUCCGUCGAGAGCUUACAUCGGCGCCCUUGGCUGGAUUUCCAUCAGGAUCCAGAUAUGUCGUUCUUUGCUUGGUGUAUGUUUCCAGGCAGCACGCUCUUCCGAUAUUCCCACCGCCUUCUCACGGCCGUGGCUGAGAGUCGAGACUAUGUGGAAAAUAUCAAAUAUAAGCGUGGUUGGCUGACAGAUUACAACAUUAAGCACAAUUUUACAACCCCGGUUAGAGUAUCCGAACUCGUGGAACACGCCUCGAAACUUAAGGGUUCCCUAAUCACCCUGGCUAAGAACGCAUCCGAUGUUAUGAUGGAUAUUUACGAUAAGUUUACGAUUGAGGAAUUCAUCGAGCAACGGAUUAAUCCUGUCGUGGAUGAGCUUAAUGGACUACUGUCAACGGCAUCUCGUUUGGGAGCUAUUAAAGUCUGGCCACGACGUCCUCUGCCAUACAUUCGCGUCAUUACAGAUAUUAAAUCUCUUACGAAUAGCACUAAGAAAUCCAUCCAUUGAAUACUCAAUUCACAUCCGAAAUUAAGAAAUACAAAUUUGCCACAUCUCAUAAGCAAUACCAUAAAGAAUAAGGUGAAUUUUUUUUUCUAGAAAAAAUAACGGCAGAGUUUAGAAUCAAUACCAUAAUCUUUAAAUGUAAUUGUCAAGUGUUUUAGAGAAAAAAUACAGUAUUUAAGUAAUACUAAGUUUAAGUCAAAGCUAAUAAGUAUCUUUGGAAAUUUUUAAAUUGGUGUGAAUUUUAAGCGAUUAAGGUAGAAAUAUAAAGAAAUUGUAUAAAUGUGGUUUCAUUUGUUAUAUGUAGAUAAUAAAAAGAAAAUGUUAAUUAAAAUUUUAGGCAAAUUCCAUGUUAUUCUCGAAAUUUAGUUGAAAACAAAUUUUUGUGAAACAAAAAAAAAACACUGAAAGACUGAUAUUUUAAUUAUAUAUUUAAUAAUAUUGAGUUAAUAUAUCUUUAUAUUUUAGUUUGUAUUACCAAAAUAUUAUGAGAAAAAUAAAUGAUAAUUUCUUCAUUCCACUCGAGAGAU
Phlebotomus argentipes is the source of this 2885-nucleotide messenger RNA. Its product is annotated as hexosaminidase D. The record is from RefSeq and is a predicted model, not a curated record. The transcript is spliced from 5 exons. The coding region runs from base 295 to 2361 and encodes 688 amino acids. Lineage: Eukaryota; Metazoa; Arthropoda; Insecta; Diptera; Psychodidae. Gene Ontology annotation, molecular function: hexosaminidase activity.